AUGAGCGGCCCAGGCGGGAUUGGCGUCAGCCCCGGGCUCGAGAGCGACUACUUUAACCAGUUGCUCCUGGAGCUCGAGGAUCCCGAGCAGCAGCUGCUGGCGGGGCGGCGCGCGCGCGAGGAGGAUGGCGACGACGGGGCCGACGACGCCGACGCCGCGGAGCCGCAGGCGAAGCGGCAGCGGAACGACGGAGCCGCGAGUGGUGGCAGCGGCGACGAGGCCCCUGGGAGGCGGAGUGCGAAGCAGGCGCAGGCCGCCAAGAACAAGGCGUGCCGCGAGAAGCAGCGGCGCGAGCGCAUAAACCAGCGUUUCGUCGAGCUCGCGCGCCUGAUCGACCCGGGCGAGGCCCCCAAGACGGACAAGCUGUCGAUCCUCGUGGACACGAUCAAGCUCCUGUCGAUGCUCCGGCAGCAGAACUACCAGCUCAAGGAGCUCAACAAGUACCUCCAGGAGCGCGUCGCCAAGUACGAGUCGGCCAACCACUACCAGAUAGCGCAGGCCAUCAUGGGAGGGGGCAUGGGCAUGGGCGGGGGCGUGGAGCAGGGGGGGGGUCAGCCGGGGUUCCCCCAGAUGGGCAUGCACCCGAUGGCCGGGAUGUGCAUGCCGGGCGUGCCGGGGAUGCCGGGGUUCCCGGGCGUGAUGGGCGGCGUCGGGCGGCCCGUGGGCGCGGCGGGGGCGCCCUCCCAGGCGGUCGGUGCGGCGGGCGAGGGGCCGAGCUCCAGCGCGGCGCCGCCCGGCGUGGGCGCGGCAGGGAACGGUGCGCGGGCGUCGGGGGACGGCGGGCAAGGCGCGAACGGCGCGCCGGCGCCCGCGACGCUGCCUCCAACGACGUGGCCGAUGGGGGUGGUGGGCGCGGGCGCGCAGGGGGCAGCGGGGGCGCAGAAGGGGCAGGGGCCGAACGACGCGGGGAACGAGCAGCAUUUGUGGCCGCCGUGCGCCUGA
Molecule: messenger RNA, 942 nt
Organism: Pedinophyceae sp. YPF-701
Lineage: Eukaryota; Viridiplantae; Chlorophyta; Pedinophyceae
Source: the annotation of a GenBank genome assembly